AUGUCUGACUCCAACCCUCCUGCGCCGCCUCCUGUGCCUUCUACUUCUGCUGUGACCUUUGACCCCAAAUCUGAGGCAGUGAUCUUGCCAGGUGGUGUGGUCUCAGUGGCAGGCAUCACCGUGGUGACCGGUGGUGCUGAGCUGUCCUGGGGGUCAUGCCUGCUGGCCUUCGGGGUGUGGGGGACUCUGAUUGGCCUGAGUGUGGUCCCGCUGGGGCUAUGGGACCUAACGGUGAAUGGUGGGACCUCACAUCUCCUCCAUACUGGGUCGGUGGUGCUGGUUCUGGGUUCAGGGGUGGUGAUCUCGGUCAUGCUGUGCCGCUUCCUGAGAAGAAAGGGAAUUCUUUGUGAAAGAGAGGAUGAUGAUGGUAAAGUGGUGUUGGUGGGUGAGAGGGGUCAAGGCUGUGUGAAGACAGUGACGGUGUGA
Molecule: messenger RNA, 426 nt
Organism: Anguilla anguilla (European eel)
Lineage: Eukaryota; Metazoa; Chordata; Actinopteri; Anguilliformes; Anguillidae
Product: transmembrane protein 100-like
Exons: 1
Coding region: 1-426 (141 amino acids)
Source: RefSeq, a predicted model, not a curated record